AUGAAUUUAAUAAUCGAAUUGAUAAAUUAUACUAAUAAAUAUUUGAAUGAAUUGGACUUAUUAAGUUAUAUUCUUCCAUUACCUUUCACGGAUGAUAGUAUUUUAACCCAAAAAUGCCUACUCUCGAAAUUACUUUCAAACUCUUCAUACCUUUCCAAAGGUCAACUUUACAACACUCUCUUACACAUUAUUAAUCUUAUCCAAUUAAAUUCCACCAAUACUACUCUUAAUUCCACCAAUACUACUCUUAAUUCCAAUAAUACUACUCUUAAUUCCAAUAAUACUACUCUUAAUUCCAAUAAUACUACUCUUAAUUCCAAUAAUACUACUCUUAAUUCUACCAUCAAUAAUGGUUUGGAUACAACUCAUACUACAGUUACCAACCCUAUGGAAAAUAUCACUAAAGAAUGCAAAAAUAAUAAAAAUUCGUUGGACUAUAAUAAGUAUAUAAAUGCCUAUGAUAUGGUUUAUAAACGGAAUGUGGAGGAGAGAAUACUGAAUAAGAGAAGCACUCGAUUAAUGGACAAGUCACUGGAGGAAGUUGAUUCAUUUACCGAAAUUCACACUCCUGAAGAAAUCGCAAACAGUGUUAUCGAGCUAUUGAAGAUUAUCUGUGAUCCUUUGUCUGUUGGAUUUAUUUUAAUUAUUGGCCGCAAAAUCCUUGGACAUUCAGAUGUUGUGACAUCGGUACUACCAUUAGCAGGUGGAGUUGUGCAACUUUUAGACCCUGAAGAACACUGCAUCAAGGGCGUUUGGUGUGACCCGAACCUUCCUCCCAAGUGCCAGUCUGAGCUUUGCAAAGUUCUUUUCCUUCGCUUACUUUCUCACGCCUUUAACUUCCCGUUUCCCGGCACCAACACCACUCAACGCUUUAAACACAUUUCAAUCCUGAACGUCUACUGCAUUCUGUUCCCCAAAUGUUUAUAUAAUUUUCUGGUCAAGAGCUUAAAGUUUGGACGACAUUACGAGACGGGCUCGAGUGGAGGAUCUCAUGAGGACUCUGCCACGAACCCUUGCAAAUGUCUUCGGCUUUCCGGUUCUGAGGACUCUCACCUUUUUUGGGGCAUUUCUGAGUCUAGACUCAAGUCCUCCUACUCCUCCAUCAAAUCGCAAUUGCCAACCACACCCUCCAGUGACUUACACAAGUACUUGAACUCAAUCCACUAA
Messenger RNA from Theileria annulata, 1167 nucleotides. RefSeq lists its product as uncharacterized. Lineage: Eukaryota; Apicomplexa; Aconoidasida; Piroplasmida; Theileriidae. The coding region runs from base 1 to 1167 and encodes 388 amino acids. The record is from RefSeq and is a predicted model, not a curated record. The transcript has 2 exons.